This is a messenger RNA of Fusarium subglutinans, 2652 nucleotides long. Its product is annotated as SGD1-like protein. The transcript has a single exon. Gene Ontology annotation, biological process: ribosomal small subunit biogenesis. Gene Ontology annotation, cellular component: nucleolus. The record is from RefSeq and is a predicted model, not a curated record. Gene Ontology annotation, molecular function: RNA binding; protein binding. Bases 1 to 2652 code for a protein of 883 amino acids. NCBI's taxonomy places the organism in Eukaryota, Fungi, Ascomycota, Sordariomycetes, Hypocreales, Nectriaceae.
AUGACGUCCGCACCAGAGCUUCAACAGAAAAUCUUCAAGCGGAUGGGCUUGGAUGUUCCAGAACCCAAACCACAGCGCAAUGGACUCAGGAGAUCGGGACAGCAGCUGUCAAGAAAAGAGCAACGAAAAGCGCAAAGGGUACAGAAGCGAACCCACGUCUACGCAAGAGCAACUCCACAGCGACCACAACAUAUCAAUCAUGCUCAGAGAAGACCAAACACAACGCAGACGAAGGAGCAGGCGAAGAAAUCCCAGUCACGACCUUCAAAGCAGAUUCGUAAUGAUGAAGAUGAUCUCGACCACGAGGAUGAGGACGAUGCUGGAGACAUUUCAUUGGACGAAGACGAUGAUUUGUACGACCUGAUGGACGAUGAAGAAGACGACAACGACGAGGAUGAGGAUGAGGAUGAGGAUGAGGAAGAAGACGAGGAAGAGGAUGAGAAAAAGAAAAAGAACACAAAAGCAAAAAGUGGCAAGAAGGGUGUUUCGAAGGCCGUGCAGGAGAGACUUGCCCAGGACGACGCCGAGAUUGAGGCCUUUGAGCGAAAACUAGGCCUCAAAAAGGGACGAAAAUCACUACCUCAGUCUUUCAAGGAGGAUGGCCUUGGCGAUCUUCUAGGGGACCUUAGCGGCGAAGAAGACGUCAGCGAUAACGGCAAUGACAAUAAAAAGAGGAAAAGUGAAUAUGACGAUUGGCUGGCAUCCAAGCGAAGAAAGGCAGUAGAACCUGCAGGCCGACAAAAGGUCCGCGACAUGUCUGAAGAUGAGGAAGGGGAUGGUGAUAUGGGCUGGGACGACGAAUCUGGAGGUGAAGACGAAGACAUGGACCUCAUGGAUGAAGACGAUGAAAAUGGAGGUGACUUUGAUGACGAGUCAUUCGGCGGUUUCGACGACGACGACAACGAUGUUGCAGACAACACACCAGCUCAACCGCGACAGAGAGAGAACCCCUAUGUCGCGCCCACCACCGGAGUUGCGGUUGCGAAAUACGUCCCUCCUUCAUUACGCAGAGCCGCAAAUUCAGAAGAGGAGCGCAAAAGUCGACUUAGGAAACAAGUUCAAGGUUUGAUCAAUCGUCUUACAGAUGCCAACAUCUUGUCCAUUGUCAAGUCUGUGGAGGAGCUUUACCAAAACAAUGCACGUGGUGAUGUGACAGAUGUUAUCACGGAUGCGAUCAUGGCUCAAAUUUGCAAGCCGGAGAGCCUCCCUGAUCAAUUCUUUGUCCUCACCGGUGGAUUUGCCGCUGCUAUUUACCGGCUUAUUGGGUCGAGCUUUGGUUCAGUAUUGAUCCGCCGCAUCGUGGAAGAUUUUGGCGGUCACUAUGAGCAAGCGAGCGAGGAACAAAACGCCGAAUCCGCUAUUCAAAAGGAAGCUUCGAAUAUCCUGACACUGCUUUCACAACUUUACGUGUUUGAGGUUGUCACUUGCAAGAUCAUCUUUGAUUACAUGGAGAGACUUCUCAGCGACCUCAAUGAGAUCAACGUGGAACUUCUUCUGCGAAUAUGCCGCAUGGCUGGCCGAAUGUUGAAGCAGGAUGACCAGCAAACGCUGAAGCACGUCUCUGGGGUCCUUAACCAGUCCGUCUCAAAUGUGGGCUACAGUAAUAUCUCAGUUCGCACAAAGUUCAUGGUUGAAACCAUCACCGACCUCACCAAGGGCAAAAAGAAGGCCCGAGGCUUGGACUUUACUGUUGUCUCAGAACAUGUACAACGCAUGAAGAAGCGUCUCGGUGAGCUCAAGUCUCAGUCGCGACGGCUCGAUGGCCUUGCUCCUAUGGGCGUAGGCCUGGUCGACAUUGAGGGAGCUGAGACACGAGGUAAAUGGUGGUUGGUUGGUGCCAGUGUACCAACAACUCUCCUAGAUAAAAGCAAAAAGGGGCAUGUAUCUGAUGCUGAAAUGAGCGAUCAUGAGGACAUGGAUAUCGUUUUGCCUGAUUACCCAAAGAAGGCUCGCGCUCAAGGUUUGAGUGGAACGGCCCAGAUUGCAAUUUUCACAGCAUUGAUGACGGCAUCCAAUUUCGAGCACGCCUACAGACAAUUUGUCAACCUGCGGCUCAAGAAGGAUGACCAAUUGGCCCUCGCCACUGUCUUAGUGCAAUGUGUAGGCAGCGAAAUGCAAUACAACCCCUACUACGCUCUUGUGGGAGGAAAGGCCUGUUUGAGUAACAGCCGAAUCAGGUUUGCGAUCCAAGAUCGAUUAUGGAAGAUCUUUAGGAGUCUAGGAGAAUCCAUGUUCGGCGAAGCCCCUGAGGAGGACGAGUCGGCUGAUGCUGAGCGCAUGAAAGAUGAGAGACGAAUCACCAAUGUGGCCAAGUUCUAUGCGGCACUUGUUGCGGAUGGAACACUAAAUAUUGCCAUCUUGAAGCCUCUAGAACUUCCUGAGGCGAACCACUGGACAUCAAUGUUUAUCCAGCUACUCAUCCUUGCUCUUCUGAAGGAAUGUCGUGGCAAGAAGAAGGGCACAGAGGGAGAUAUGCUGGAGAAGAUCUUUGGUGCUGCCCGAGACUUGCCAGGCUUAGCUGCCGGUAUACAUUGGAUGCUACGGAAGAAGGUCCGGAAGACAAAAUUGGUCAGCGCAAAGGAGUUGAAAAAGCUGGAGCGCGUUUGCGAGAAGGCGCAGAUCAUUGUGCGUCCAGCGGCGAUAGAAGUGUAG